Molecule: messenger RNA, 2361 nt
Organism: Effrenium voratum
Lineage: Eukaryota; Dinophyceae; Suessiales; Symbiodiniaceae
Source: the annotation of a GenBank genome assembly
UUAGUUUUGAGUGACUCGCAAUGAGCUGAGCCAUGGAACCUGUGACUUUUGCCCUGCGCUGCGGCGACGACGAGCCAAAGACAUUUACGCUGGUUCCUGGUGAGGAGAUGAGAGUGUCAGCAUCGGCCGCGAUCCCAAAUGUGACAUCUUUGUCAACUUGUCCGGCGUGUCCCGGAACCAUGCCGAGCUCCGACUCUGCGAGAUGAACGAGAUGGACAAUGCGUGGCGCAUUUGCAUCGUGGACUUGUCCUCCAACUUUACGGGGCUUAAGGCUGAGGAUGGCACUUUGACGCACCUGGAGCGUGGAGUAGCCACAGAGGUGCCGGAGGACCACCUGGUGGUGCUUCCCAUGAAGAUCAAGGCCACUGAGGGGAACCCUGCGGACCUCAGGAUGAGCUUUGCUAUUGAGCGCGCGCCCAAGAAGAAGUCAAAGGCGAAGGCCAAAAAGGACAAGGCGGAGCACGUGGAGCGCGUGGAGCACGCGGACGAGGUAGAUGUUGAGCACGCGGACGAGGUAGAUGUUGAGAAGGUCACGACGGGAGUGACGCUUGCGGAUCUUUUGCGCGACAAGGAGGCAGAGCGCAGGGCUGAGAGGAAGAAGGAGGAGGAGAAGGAGGAGGCUGCCAGGGAGAGAGCCAGGCUAGAUGCUGAAGCCAAGGAUAAAGCAAGACAAGAAGCUGAGAAGGAGAAGGAGAAGAUUGAAAAGCGACUUGAGAAGGAAAGAGAAAAAGAGGAAAGGGAGAGGCCGAGGAAGCGAGAACGAGUUCGGACGAAAGGCUCGCGAAGUCGAGGCAGAAGACCAACCAGCCGUCGCAGUCGUAGAAGAAGGAGCCGCUCUCGGAGGCAUUCUCACAGACGAGUGCGGAGAUCCAGGCGGCAGCGGCGGCGAUCCCGAUCCCGCAGCCAGCGGAGCCCCAGACGGAGUCGCCGGCGGAGCCCCAAGCAGAGCCCCAAGCGGCCCAGCCCCCGGCCAAGCCCCAAGCGCAGCCCCAAGCGCAGCCCCAAGCCGAGCGCCAAGCCGAGCGCCAAGCGGAGCGCCAAGCGGAGCGCCAAGCGGAGCGCCAAGCGGAGCGCCAAGCGGAGCCCAAGCAGAGGCAGUAGCCCAUCUAGCAGGUCAAGCCCUGUCAAAAAGCCAGCCAAGAUCGCCCGUGCCAACUUCAGCAAUGCCCCGCCCGAAGUGGCUCCAGGGCUUCCGCAAGACUUGCUCCAUGACCUGGCCACGAAGGAGCUGGCAGCUGGCUUUGGGCCGAAGACGGCGGUCGCAGGGCCAACUUCAGGAGGUCCAGGAGGUCCAGGAGGUCCAGGAGGUCCAGGAGGUCCAGGAGGUCCACUUGGGGGAGCAGUUCCGGGAGGCUCUGUCAUCCCCAGCCUUGCUGGCCUGGCUCCAUUGCCACGCAGCUCAGAGAUGUGCGGAGACUACCAGCGGGGAUCCUGCAGCCGUGGGGACAGAUGUAGAUUUUCUCACGGACCUGCCAGGAUGCCAGAUGGUAGACCUGUUUCAGCAGCAGCCAUAGCUGCUCACGCUGCAAUUCUUCAAGAAGCUGAAACAAAAGCCAGAAUGGCGGCUUUGGACGUGUCUCAAGCUGCAGCCAAAGCAGCAGCAGCGCUCAUGGCCAAGGAGAGCCCCGAGGCAGCUGCUCCAGCUGCGCCAGCUGCAGCCAAAGUGCCCAAGUCUGUGGAAGUUGGCAGCGAUGUGCACUUCCUUCACCAAGGAGAGUGGAAGAUCGGCACUGCCUUGGCGCAGACGGCUGAUGGGGAGAAGCUUACUGUGCUCACGGAGACUGAGCAACUAGAAGUGCCCCUCACUGCUCUGAGCAACUCGACAUCGGGCUUGGGCGUCGGGCUCACGCUGAGCGGAGCUUUGAGUGGCAGAGUGCCAACGGCCCGGCCUGACUCCAGAGCUGGAGCUUCCGGAGCUGCCGGAGCUUCCGGAGCUGCUGGAGGCUCUGGAGCUUCCGGGCCUGGAGGGGUCUUGGGACUGCUCGGGCUCUCCGCGCAAGCGCCGGCCUUCCCCAAGAUGCCCGACAAGGUGCCUGAGGCCUUCCCGAAAAGGCCUGGCGCUGCUCAAAUUGGUGUUCCCACACCUCGGGCAAGUGCAGCCUCGGGAUUGACUGUGACGGUCCCCUCGCCCUUCGGAGGCAAGGCCAUCUCAAUCGCGGUGCCAGUUCCCCAAGCCCAGAUGAUGGGAACAGUGCAGUCGAAGGCAGCGCCGAAGGCGCCGGCGUUCACGGCGACGGCGCCAACGGCAGCGCCAGAGCCGGUGGUCACGUUCUCCAAGGCAAGACCUGAGAUGCAUGCCUGGGGGUGAAGGAGAAUCUCAGCACUAGCCAGCUGGCGCUGUAGGGAGUUAUUUCAGAAGUC